GCCUGACAAGGCCGCCGCCGCAGCAGCAGCAGAAGGAAUGCGAAGCGCUCCUCCCCAGUGAUCCCUUCUCUAUUUUGGUGCCUCUCCCCUCCUUCCCCCUCCGUGUCUCUCGCUGCUGAGCCCAUGACGUAAUGGUUUAUGUUAAUGAUUAGCAUGUGGGAAGCCUGGGCUGGCGCUUCCCAGCCUUACUGUGCGCUUGUGUGUGUGUGCGCGGCUCGGGGGGACAGAUGCUGCAACUCAACAUGGCAAAGCCCAGGGAGGAAGAGCAACAGCUCGUCUAGUUUGGCCGAACGGUGGCAGCGGCACAUGAGCAGGAAGAGCAGCCAGCAUGCGUGUGGGGAAGUUGUGAGCAUUGCUUUGGAAUGCGGGUGUGGAGGGUCUGGGAAGCAAACCAGGGGACUGGAGAUCUGGAACAGCAUUACUAAAGUAACGGCAGUCCAUACUACAAAUACAAAAAUGUUUUCGGCAGAAGAAAAAGCUAUACAUUAAUUGUACUAUUGUGAUCUCUAUCGAAGAGCCCCCAGUAAAGGAAAAGAAAAGAAAAGAAAAAGGAAAAAGCUGUAAUAUAAUCGAUAUACACACUGGUGAUAGUAAAACUUUUCCUUGGAUUCUGAAAAUCUCCCCAAAAUCAUGAUGUUUCGAGACCAAGUGGGAAUGCUUUCUGGAUGGUUUAAAGGUUGGAACGAGUGUGAGCAGACUGUUGCUCUUCUAUCUCUCCUGAAAAGGGUAAGCAGGACCCAAGCCAGAUUCCUACAGAUCUGCCUGGAGCAUUCUCUGGUUGAUUGUACAGAACUGCACAUACUUGAAGGAGAAGCCAACAAUCCUGCAAUCAUUAACCAGUGGCAGCAAGAAUCCAAGGACAAAGUGAUAUCUCAGCUGUUAACCCACCUGCCUUUACUAAAGCCUGGAAACAUUGAUGCAAAAGUGGCAUACAUGAAACUACUGCCUAAAAUCCUGGCUCAUUCAAUUGAACAUAACCAGCAUAUAGAGGAAAGCCGCCAGCUUCUGUCCUAUGCGUUAAUACACCCAGCCACAUCUUUGGAUGAUAGGAGUGCCCUGGCCAUGUGGUUGAACCACCUGGAGGAUCGCACAUCAGGAAACUUUAGCACCCAGAGUCGUUGCCGCUCUGAUUCUCUGGAUUAUGGGCAGAUGCAGUAUUACCACCAAAGACAGAACUCUGAUGACAAACAGAACGGCUGGCCGAAUUCUCGAGAUUCAGGGAUAUGCGUCAGUUCCUCUGGUUGGCAAGAGAAAAACACAGGCUGUGAGAAUGGGCAUUUGCCUCUGUACUCUUCCUCCUCAGUCCCUUCCACCAUCAAUGCUAUUGGAACAAACACAAGCACAAUUCUCUCAGGCCAGACACAUCACAGCCCUUUGAAAAGAUCUGUUUCUCUUACCCCACCCAUGAAUGUGCCAAACCAGCCUCUAGGACAUGGAUGGAUGUCUCAUGAGGACUUACGAGCCAGAGGAUCUCAGGGCAUCCCCUCCGAUCAUGCACCCCUAUCACCACAAAGCAGUGUAGCCUCUUCAGGAAGCGGUGGGAGUGAGCACUUAGAAGAACAGUCAACUGCACGCAACACAUUCCAAGACGAAGGUAGUGGUAUGAAAGAUGUUCCUGCUUGGCUUAAAAGUCUUCGUCUACACAAGUAUGCAGCACUCUUCUCCCAUAUGAGCUAUGAAGAAAUGAUGUCGCUGAAUGAAUGUCAGCUGGAGGCACAAAAUGUCACCAAAGGUGCAAGGCACAAAAUAGUCAUCAGUAUACAGAAGCUGAAAGAGAGACAUAACCUAUUAAAGACUUUAGAAAGGGACAUUCUAGAAGGAGGCAAUUUACGUGUUCCUCUGCAGGAGUUGCAUCAGAUGAUCCUUACCCCAAUCAAAACUUACUCUCCACAAAACUCCAACACAGAGGAACAUAAUCGAGAGGCAGAUUCUCAGCCAACUUUGCUGGUGGCUGAAAACCAAGCAUCUGAAAGUAAGGACUCUGCUUCAGCAGGAAUCCAACAGCAUCAUAUCAGCAAUUGUGAGACUGAAAGUGGAGGUGUUCCCUUACCUGAAGGUGAUCUUCCAGGCCAGUUUACAAGAGUUAUGGGUAAAGUCUGUACGCAGCUUUUGGUUUCCAGACCUGAUGAGGAAAAUAUCAGUUCCUACUUGCAGUUAAUUGACAAAUGCCUUACCCAUGAAGCAUUUACGGAGACACAGAAGAAGAGAUUGUUGUCAUGGAAACAACAAGUGCAGAAGCUCUUUAGGUCUUUCCCUCGGAAGUCCCUUUUGGAUGUCGCUGGAUACCGGCAGCAAAGAAAGACUAGUGUUGAUGUGCUCAUUGGCAGCCGAGCCUUUGGACAGUCCAACUCCUUACCAACAGCUGGAUCUGUAGGUUCAGGAAUAGCAAGAAGAAACCCACGGCAGUUCCAGAUUCCUUCUCGAAAUCUUCCUAGUACUCGGCUUAGUCUGCUUGGUGCAAGCAGUCUUCUGGGAGCACCACAGAGGGCUUCUGCAAGCAAUCCUGCCAUGUUAAAGCAAGGACGACAGAAUCUGUGGUUUGCAAACCCUGGUGGAAGUAACAGCAUGCCAAGCCGAACACACAGCUCUGUACAGAGGACUCGCUCAUUGCCUGUCCAUACCUCUCCACAAACAAUGCUGAUGUUUCAACAGCCAGAUUUUCAGGUACCAGUGACAGAGCCAGAUAUUAAUAAUAGGCUGGAAUCCUUGUGUCUGAGUAUGACGGAACAUGCCUUGGGUGGUCUCCCUUUCGAUUCUACAGAUGGGGUUGACAGGACUUCAACAAUCUAGAAGCUGAAGGUACCUUGUGAAAGCGCUGGGCGUGACACAGAGAACUGCAGGUGCAGUGUCAGGAAUCAUCACCCCACUCCCGGAUACGCCAAACACACAAUUUGCCUUUUUAUUUGUUUAUUUUAGAAGGAGAUUUAAAAAAAAAAAGUUGAAAUAUUGUGAAAGCAUAAGCUGUGCUUGCAAAUGGAUCACAAAAAUGAAUAUUUGUUAUUUUAUAUAUAAAAGUUCAAACAAACAAAAAAAUGUGCUUUGAGCUAGAAUCCUUUUCCUGAAUGAAAAGCAGAGUCUUUGAGAAAACAGUUAAAUUAUCUUAUUAUUGUAAAGGAACUGCCAUAUGCGCUUUUGUCCCAUUCUGGUGGUUUUACCAGCAUGUGUGACCAAAAGAACAAAAAGAGGAGUUCAUGCUUUGUGUUACUUACUUCACUUAAAUUUAGUUGAAAAUUCCCCCCAUUAACUUUUGCUUUAUGUUUACAUGGAUGUAACUGUUAUGGGUACAUAAAUAAUUCAGGUAAGCCUUCAUUACCUUAAUUAUAGAAGUUUUUUUUGGGGGGGGGGGGGAUUUCUUAGCAGCCGGUUUGCAAUUUGUACCAACAUUGCUUGGGGGUGGUCACUAAAGGUCACUAGAAAGACAUUGGCACAGAGUGGCCACUCCUCCAUAUGCUUUAAGCUACCACCCACUGGCCAUUCCUUUAGCCAAUUUGCUUGUGUUCUGCCAAACAGAUGUGCUGUGAACAAUCAGAUUUUAAUUGGGCUGUCGGGUUUAGAAUGUCCCUUGGCUAAUGGGGCUCCCAGUGAUCCUUUCGUUCAGCCCAGCUAAUAAUCUGAUUUCUGCCAUUUGGCUACAUGUGCGUGUGUGACUGGACUGGCCACAGAUCUUUCAAUUUAGAUUCAUCUAGCCAUGUAUGACCAUCUUAAGCAAGUUUCCUUGAGUCGGUGUCCAUGCUUGUAAAGCCCUUGACACCAUUUAGUAAGUCUUGGCCAUAUAUUGAAGGAGUUUAUUUUUGAAGGUGCUGAAAAUGUUCUAAAAGAAGUCUAAGAAAGGAAAAUGGAAGUGAAGAAUAGAGGAUAAGAGAUUUUCUAUUAAAAAAUUAAAAAAAAAGUUUUCCAUAAUUCAAAUGAGCCGCAUAAAGUCAAUCAGUUUUUCUCUUUCUCAACAUAGGUUAACCGAAAUACUGAAUUUGGCAUUGAAAGUCAUAAAAAAAAAAUUAAAAAAGGAUUUGUGCAAUCUCCUAUUCAUUAUAGUUAAGUUUGAAAGUCAUGUGACUUUAUAUGUUGAGCUGAGUCCAAAUCCUGCAAAAAGUGUGGGAAUUUAUCUGAAUUUUGUAUUCGGUGUAUCUGUACUUUUUUAACAAAGUACUUAAAAUUCUUAUUAAAGUAUUCAUGUUCCAAGGCUAUGCAUUUUGGGGCUUCAUGAGUACUUUUCUGCAUUAAAGUAUAUGGCACUUAUCCUGAGUGGAUGUUAACUGAUAUUUUGUCUUGAAUAAAGCUUAAUUAUUCAGACCUUUUCAUAACUGUAGAGUAUGCAAACUCCAGGGCACCAGUGUCAAAUGCAUGGCCCUCCAGCUUUGUGUACUGUAGCAGAAUGCUGGGAUUUGGGAUUAACAAAAGCUGGAGAGCCAUGGGUAUGGCUUCUCUGUUUAUGUACAAAAGCUAUCAAGUUAACAUUUAAAGGGAACUUGCAGAUGUUCUACAUAAUAUUUUGGCCUUACUGUACUAAAGCAGAGGCAUAGUAGCCCUUUAGUUGUGUAAAUAUCUACCUCCAAAAUGUCCAUGUAGUUUACCUAACCUAUUGUCAACAGGAGCUGCCUCUCUUUUAGGGUGUACCUGCUGGCCCGCCAGCUGCCAGCACUGAACUGGAAGUGCUGCUGUAGUGGAACCACGAUAGGGGAUUUAUAUAAGAAAAAUAAAAGGCAAGUGAGUGAAUAGCAUUCUCCUCUUUUUGAAGGUACUCAUACUAUGGCAAAGUUGCCAGGCAUUCUUUAUUUGCCAUUUAACAUAUACAUAACUGCCAAAUCACUGGGUACUUGUAAAGAACUUCUGUUUUUGAACAGAGACAUAGUUACCAAACACAGGGUAUUUUUAAAGUACUUCUAUUCUUGGUCUGAUUAGUAAAUUAUGUGAACCCUGCAUGGUUGUACAGGAAACAAAGCCAGUAUAUAUCUGGUGUGAUUAAUAGUUAGCAUUAUGUAUAUUUUAUAGAAUACACCCACAGAUAAACCCUGUAAUUAGGGGCAAGUACAAUAAUGUUAUUUAUUGGAUAGCACUAGUUAAUAUGCUUCCAUCCAGCAAUUAUCUUUUAUGUUUCCCAAGGGGAGAUCUGAAAAGUGUAAUUUAUGUGCAUCCAAUGGUAACCAUUUUAUGUGUCAAAUCUAAGUUACCUAGGACCAGCACAACCUUACUUUGUUCUCUACCUUAUCCUUUUAACACUAGCCAUAUAUAUAAUGAAUACAAUUACAUAGCCUAAUUGCCCUUUUUUUCUAAGAACCAUGCAAUAUUGUCUUCAACUAAUUACUAGUAGCAUGUAGUGUGGGGAUUUCACAUAUGGUCAGUACUAUUAGGUGAGGAGGCAAUUGUUCUGAAUGCAACAAGAUAAUUAGCUUUAAUAUAUUGAAAGAUAAGCUUAUCAGAUCUUUAGAUUAAAUGGAGACACCAAAAUCAGUGCUGCAGGAAAGAAUCCAUUUUUAAAGUACAAGGAGUGAUAUCCAUUUCCUCAAAAAUUCCCCUUUAAAGAGGAUCAGUUUUAAAGACCUGUGAAUGCAGUAUUAAAAUCUCUGAAUGAAAGUAUGAAGUAUGUAUCAUUAAUCUUAAUUUCUGGCCUCACCACAUCUGAGCAAUUAGAAUUGGAUAUAAAAUUGGAUGCUAGUUCUUGCAGGGGCACAGAGCACUUAAAACUGCACCACAAAUUCUUACUGUGAAACUGGGCAAGCUAUGAGUCUCCUCAAACUUACAGCGUACUGUGACUUAAGUAAAAGUUAAUGGAUGCUAGUGCUCUGUACAGCUGCAGACACGUGCCCAGUUUUAUAUGCACACAGUUGGAACUUACAGAACACCGGUACACACAGGGCUUAAAUAGGAAUGUUACCAGGAAUGCACCUGAUACUGCACUGCAGAGACCUGAUCAGAACAUACUCUGCUCCUUUCCUGAAACUGUACCCCUUUAAAGGUCAGUGUUGGGGAGAGCAGUCAGAUUAUAUAUUUUCUUAACUGGAAAGAUAUGAGGUGAAACCGUAAGAUACAGCAACAGCGAGAUUUUAUGCAAGUUAGGCUUCCCAGAUCAGUCCUUAAAAAUUAACUCCUAUAAAAUAUGACUGGUUCACACCUUUACAUUUAGAAAUAUGGUCUACAGAUUGUGGUACAAAUUCCAUGGAGGGCAUUUUAUACUGCUACAAGUGCUAAAAGGCUACAUGCAGCAGAUCUCUGGGCUGGUUCAGUAAGACUAACAUUUGCAAGGCUUUCAUUUCCCUUUAAUGUUUAAUGCUGUGAAACACAGCAAUUAUCCACAUACCUUGUGUUUGCUUCUGCCUUGUCUUGGUGUAUUUUCCCUUAAUAUUUAACUUUCUAUUCUACUGCUUUAAAACUGACAUUUGAAAACGGAAAGCAAAUUAAAUAUGAGACAAUAUAUUUAAUUAUUAUUUUUAUGUGUAUUCAAAUCCUUUCCAUUUCUAGUUCGUCUCAUGCAAAUCUGUUCCUAGUCAAACUGGAGAGCUGUGGAAUAAAAGUUUAGUGGCAAUAUAACACAGGUUGCAAAGUUUGCACUGGGUCUAGUAAGCCAUAGCAGCCAGUCAGCAUAUACAAUCUACCAACUGUAUUCACAUUCAGAUUAAAAACAUUCAGUGCUGUUCCUCAUAGGAUGUCAGGCCACAUCCUUAAAUACAAUUCAAUAAACAACAAAGAAAAAAAGCAAGGACUCGCACACAAGAGUUUGCAAUAGGUCCAGUAACCCAUAAGAAUAAACCAGCAGGUAGCUGGUUGCUGAGGUUUGCUAGACCUGGGCACAUUUUGCAGCUAUUGGUACAUAGUACCUUCCCCUUUAGUACGUUAAAUACAAAAAAAGGACUAAUUGGUGGUAUUUUAGAUUUGCUCUGGUUACUACCUACUAAUUUAAUUUAAGGUAAAUGUAAUGGAAAUUUCUUGUAUCCCUCCUGACCCAGUGCUCCAUGUAGAUAUGUGCUUAUUCUGCAUAAAAAAUUGUGCUACAUUUCUCCUGUAUCGACAGUCAGAUUAAUUUAUGAAACUUGUUAUAUUGAAAUCGUGAGCUGAAUCAAAAUGAGGUGCUAAGGUACGUUUGAACUUAAUUUUAAGAUUCUGGAAGAGAGCUGAACAUGUGGUUGUGGGAAGUCGGAUAUGAAGUACUUUGUCAGUGUUACGUGCUAGUAGUUGAUAUAAGCAGAUUUGUAAAAAUAUAUAUAUGAUUUUGUUUUGCCAUAAUAAAGUGUGUAUUAUGUGCAGCAAAGGACUAUGGGAAGAAACACAUUCCUCUGAUGCCAAAUGAGGAAAUUAUUCAUCAGUUAAAAUGUUUUAUUUAUUCCUUACCUUGUUUAUCUUAGAAUCUGAACAUAAAUAUAUUAUUUUGUGUAUGUUUCAUAAUGUGCUAUGGCUGGUAACCAUAAAAUAACUUUUCAUUAACUACCA
Molecule: messenger RNA, 7422 nt
Organism: Xenopus tropicalis (tropical clawed frog)
Lineage: Eukaryota; Metazoa; Chordata; Amphibia; Anura; Pipidae
Gene: samd4a
Product: sterile alpha motif domain containing 4A
Exons: 13
Coding region: 631-2790 (719 amino acids)
Biological process (GO): negative regulation of translation; regulation of mRNA stability
Cellular component (GO): cytoplasm; dendrite; synapse
Molecular function (GO): translation repressor activity; RNA binding
Source: RefSeq, a predicted model, not a curated record